This is a messenger RNA of Cetraspora pellucida, 729 nucleotides long. The record is from the annotation of a GenBank genome assembly. Lineage: Eukaryota; Fungi; Glomeromycota; Glomeromycetes; Diversisporales; Gigasporaceae.
AUGGAUUUCGUUGCCUACUCAUCAUGCGUUCUUCUUGAACUUAGAAUUGUUUUUCUUGAUGGUUUCAUCCGUCUUCUUUGGAAAAGUUCUAUCUUUCCCAACUUUAAUUCUUUUUAUCAUCAUUUUUGUAAGCAAUCUACUUUUUCAGCUGAUUAUGUUAAGCCUUAUCCUUCAAAGCUUUUUUCUGAAGGUUAUGAUGGAGUAUUUAAUUUUUUGGAUAAUUCCAUUAUUGGUUAUUCCAAAGAUUAUUUUCUUUUUUUUGAAAAGAAUAUAACUUCUCUUGAAGAUUUUAUCUUCUUUCUUUUUGAGAAUUGUCCUAAUUCUGAUGGGUUCGCUUCAAUCUUUCACUAUUAUUUUUUAACCCAUAAUCAACAUUCUUGGCCAUAUGAUUUUUUUGGCUCUAAUUUUCAUAAUAAUAAGUAUACUCAUUGUUAUACUUCUCUUCAACUUCCAUGUAAGGAUCUUUCAUCAAUUUUUGUUGAUUUAUCUCUUAAAGAUGAUCCUUCUACUAUUAAGGUUCAUUCUUCUAGAAUUUCUCAACCAGUUUUAUCUGGAAUUGAUUGUUAUGAUGCUCUUGAUCUUUUCCAAGAUUCUUCUGCAAAUUCUGAUCAAGGAUAUGAUUCUGGUCCAGAAAUCUAUUCUGACCAAGGGUAUAUUUAUAUUGAUUAUUAUUCUCGUAAUCCUGACGAGAGUAUUGAUAAUGAUGAUUAUAAUAUUUAUUCUGAUUAA